AUGCAGGGUUAUUCAUUCGCACCCCCAUCCGGUCCCCCAAGGGAGGGUCAUAAAAACUAUGUGUUUGUGGAUGAACACAACAGACACAAACGUUUGAAGGUGAUGCGGGCUUGUAACGGCUGUAGAAAGAGGAAGAUCAAAUGCGAUGCAGCUACGACAAAUACAUGGCCUUGCUCCGCGUGCACCCGUUUGAAGCUAGUAUGCGUGCCUCCCACUGUUGGGCAGGAGUCUGAAUUUCCCGCUGGGCAAACUGUUGAAUCCGAUCCAACAGGCUCUCUAGGUGCACCUAGUACACAGCAGCCCUCUCACCAUGCUUUCCCCAUGCCUCAGACCUUCCGUGAUGGCGGCCAAGUUCCGAUUGGGAGCAUUCAACCUUACAAUGAUGGAAUGGGCGUGUUCUCCCAAUUCAUGCCGCCCCCUCAUACCCAACCCGGUAUUUAUGGUGAUGUCCGGUCGCCGCCCAUCGCAGAGCCGCAACACCACUACCAGCAGCCGCAGAUGUUCUCUGCACCCCAAACACAGCAGCAAUCUUUGGGGACUCCAGACAAUAGCCUGUUUCUCGAGAACGACCAGUCCACUGCGGAAAACCUCAGUGAGGUACUUGGUGAGCUGAAGAUUGACGAGACUGGUAUAGGUGUGAUGUCCCUCUCCCCAACUAAGUGUUUUGAGAGAUCGAAAACUGAUGUCUUUUUUCUCAAAGCACCAUAUAUUAGGCAGCAGAGACAAGAUCGGUCCGAACCGGAAGUCCCCAUUCAAGAUGAUGCAGAGGAAAGACUGCCGCCACUUAGCACAGGCGCAGGGUCUGCGAUUCGAAUCCCUCCCGAACUUAUGCCACCCGAUGACGAGGUGAUGAGUUACUUCAAAACGUAUUUCGAUGACAUUCAUCCCUAUGUCCCAGCGAUUCACCGGUCUCACUUGUAUUAUCAAUGGCAAAAUGACCGAAGUUCGAUAUCUCCUCUCCUCCUUGAAGCGUUGUUUGCAUGUGCGGGCAGACUGUCAGAUGAUCCAGCACAGGGAGCCCAGUGGCUUGCAUUGGCGAACAGGCAUGAACCUAGCUUUAUGGAUGUACCGCGUCUGAGUACAAUUCAGGCGAUGCUUCUGUUACUGAAAGCUAGAGAAUCGUUGCCGAAAAAGGGCUACUAUUAUAGAUCUUGGCAAACGGUGAAAACUAUAGUCUCCAUGGCGAAGGAUUUGGAUCUCCAUGAACAUUAUAGUAUCCAUGCGGAAGGGAGACCCUGUGAUUUGCAACCAGUGGAAUGCUUGGUACAGACAAGGGUGUGGCAGGCCUUGCUUGUUGUCGAAGUCAUGAUUGGAGCACCGCAGGGCCGUUCGGACUAUGGCGUAGACCCGGAUACUGUGGACAUGCGACCAAUGUUGGAUAUUAAAGGCCUUGACCAGUUCGAGAUUGACCGUUCUCGACAGUAUGCUUACUUUGUUCGGAAUGCCAACCACAUCCGCAUCAUCACCGACAUAUACCACAAGAUCAAAAAACAACGAGACUGGGGUGCCGACCCCAGAUUUGUUGAGAAGAAUCCCCUGUUCACAAAUUGGCUCCACGGCAUGCCCCCGGACUUACAGGUAAAUUAUCCCGCCGAUGGAACGCCACCCUGGAUACCAUCGCAUUUUGUUGCGAACAUGCAUUCGCAUUGUCACUUAGGGGUUAUAUUACUCCAUCGCCCCCAAUUAAUCGCGUCCAAGUCUUUUUCUACCGGGGGGAGCUGGAAAGGGCACUUUGGAUUAUGCUACUCCUCAGCGAAAUGCCUAUGUAGGCUCCAGGAAGCCAUACUGGCCAGUUACGGUCUCCCAGGGCUACUAUUCAUGCAAAGGGGCAUUAACUUUGCUAUUUACUGCAUUUUGACCUGCACGAUGUUGCAUCUGAUCGCAAUAACGUCUCCUGAUCCGCAUUUCCACACGGAUGCGAGAGAUUAUUUCACACGGCACAUGCGUAUCCUCGAGCAGUGCUCUGCUGCUUGGCCUAUGCCAGAGAUCCAGGCACAGAUUGAUUCUCUACGUCUGGCGUUCUCUGCGGAUGUCAGCCGCCCAUUUGAGUUGAAAUCCACGUUCCCAUAUGGGAGUCCCUCCGAGCCAUAUCACCCGAGUCCUCCACCGUUUGACUCUUCACAAUAUACUCCACCGUUGAAUCAUCUCACGGGAAACGUUCAGAGCAGAGUGGGUUAUAAUGCCUAUCCAAUUUCACCUCCAAUGUCCACUGGUACUGAAGACGCAAAGUCCGAUUCCUCCCAACUGCAGCCCCUGGGAAUGAUGACGCCUCACCCAGUAUCGAACCACCCCUCGAUGGAAGCUCCGCUGGUGGAUGAAAACAGUUGGGACCCAACGCGCAUUAUUAAUCAAUGGGAAAUGGCAUUUUCGGUUGAUCCGUCUACUGUCAGUACGAAUUCACCACCGAUGAACCUAAGCAAUCCCGUGCAGGGCAUGCAGCCACCCCUGCAAACUCAUUAUCCUGUCCAAUACGGAUCACCGACCAAGGUGGCCUCGGUCACGCCACCUCAAUCCAUCUCCCAACCCCAGUUUACCGGAAGACACUCUAUGAUCACAGCCCGUGACUGGCAGCAGAGUGUUGCCAGUGUGUUUGAUCCCCAUGGUUUGAAGAGGCGAUGGAAUUAUUCUGUUGACAUGGGAAUGGAGAAUAUGUCAAAACGGCAACGGUGA
Molecule: messenger RNA, 2670 nt
Organism: Aspergillus glaucus CBS 516.65
Lineage: Eukaryota; Fungi; Ascomycota; Eurotiomycetes; Eurotiales; Aspergillaceae
Exons: 7
Coding region: 1-2670 (889 amino acids)
Biological process (GO): DNA-templated transcription; regulation of DNA-templated transcription
Molecular function (GO): DNA-binding transcription factor activity, RNA polymerase II-specific; zinc ion binding; DNA binding
Source: RefSeq, a predicted model, not a curated record